Necator americanus (New World hookworm) is the source of this 477-nucleotide messenger RNA. RefSeq lists its product as uncharacterized. The record is from RefSeq and is a predicted model, not a curated record. The transcript has a single exon. NCBI's taxonomy places the organism in Eukaryota, Metazoa, Nematoda, Chromadorea, Rhabditida, Ancylostomatidae. Bases 1 to 477 code for a protein of 158 amino acids.
AUGACAUCCCAAACUGUACUGUCCAACUCUUCGCAACCGUCAAUAGGUCAGACGGCGGACAAGGGUGCCUCUAGGGGCAACGAAGAAAACAUGACGGAGGUUCAUGAUCCCAGCCACUACCACUCCGCGAUUGAGGCAGCAGAAGUCGAUGACGAAGAAAUUGACGACGGUCGAUAUCUAGAGUUACUGUUCGCCGAGACAGCUACGGAAGAAUCAGCGGAUGCAAUACCCACGGCUGGUUCGUCCGGACAGGCGAAAGCAGAGGAAGCCAUGCCAACAAAGGAAGAUGUGAAGGUCGAGGAAACAUCGAUGAAAACGAAGAAAAAACGUCAUUUCUCCAAUACCGAAGACCAGACGAUCAAAGUCAUGCAGAAGGACCUGGACGACCUAAGGUUCGGUUUCACCUACUUGUCUCGAAGGAAGAUUGGAGAAAGUUCAACAGGGUUGCCCCUACGACAUCAGGUGCACUUUCUGUGA